UGAAGGCGCACCGUGCUGACUUUGUGUAACUCUUCCUGCUUUAACCCACGAGAGUCCACGCGUCACUUUUUUUUACCCGUGCCUGUCGGAUCUGUAUGGCCCCAUCGAUCGCCAUGUCAGCCCUGACUGCUGCUCUGAAAACCGAAGAUCUCCCUCCACGCGCGGUUCUUGUCAGCAGAGGCGACAUGCAGACCAGCCUGAGCCCCGCCGCAGAGGACACUGGGAAGCCCAAAGUUGCUAUCUUGCCCUUCAGCGUGGAGGCGCUGAUGGCAGAUAGGAAACCCAGCAGAGAGGUGACAUCCCCGGAUGGCACCACGUCUAUUCCUGGGACGUCCCAGACGCUGGGAAAAAGCGCGAGGAUGGGCUCAUUCGGUAGUCUGGAUACUUCGGUUCCUGGUUUGGCCAUGAGCUCGACGUUUUCAGUAGGAGACAUCAUGAGCAUGCCGGAGGACGUGUUGAUAAAACCAGAGAGUCCGGACAGUAAAGACAGGACGUCAUGGAUGCAAAGUCCUCGGUUUUCUCCAACUCCUCCACGCAGAUUGAGUCCCCCAGCUUGCCCUUUGAGAAAACACAAGACCAACAGAAAGCCUCGGACCCCCUUCACCACGUCCCAGCUGCUGGCCUUGGAGAGAAAGUUCCGUCAGAAGCAGUACCUCUCCAUCGCCGAGCGCGCAGAGUUCUCCAGCUCCCUCAACCUGACGGAGACCCAGGUCAAGAUCUGGUUUCAGAACAGGAGAGCCAAAGCCAAGAGACUGCAGGAGGCAGAGCUUGAAAAACUGAAAAUGGCAGCUAAGCCCAUGUUGCCUCCAGCUUUCGGGAUUUCCUUUCCUCUCGGUGCGCACGUGCCCGCGUCUUACGCAGGAUCGCAUCCGUUCCAGAGGCACUCUCUGCCGGUUUCCCCCGUGGGACUGUACGCCGCUCACGUCGGAUACAGUAUGUACCACCUCGCCUGACAGGGACACAGAAAAACACACGAAGGGGCUGGGGACUACUUUUGGAAAGACCCUGAGAAAGAAAAGGGCCACUUUGGAGAGACUUGACUUUUUAGUAAAUACAGAGGCAUCCUGGCGGUGAGCUCAGUGUCACUUCAUAAAGACCCCCUUCUGAGGAGCCUGAACUUAAUCCACUUCUCUUGACCUCGUCAGUAAGUGUACACACUGCAAAAAUAUAAAUUAAUAACCCACCUUGAAUCUUGAUCUGAUUUCCCAGUGGACUUUGAAUAACAAUGCCACAUCAGUGCCAGAAAACGCACUCCUUCAGUGUGAGGAUAAAUGACUUGAAGAUGGAGUGUUUUGGUGAAGGGUCAGAAAAAGUAGGCCUUUUUUUAAAGACUGGACAGUAAAGUGUGUCAAAAAUUGCUCCUAAACAAACCUUACAAGAGGAAACCAGAGACCGUUGCAUUGCUUGAUUGUAGGCUUUGCUGCCUCUAAGCCAAAAUCCUCUUUUCCAGUUGUUUUGCAUUUAUGCCAAUGCGCCUGUAAGGUGGGUUACUGAAUCCAGUGUCAAUGAAUGCUCUUUGUGAAUUAUGGAGAACCACAGCAUUUUGUUUUAUGACAGCACUGUCUGCUGUUGCAAUGAUUCCCUUUGGAAGGGAUAUGUGUACUGUAAAAUAAUGUAUAUUUGAAGAAUAUCCUCAUUUAUAUUAUGAAUAUAUUUGUGACAUAACUUAACAAUAAAUUGUUUAUUCUUUUUUCA
This is a messenger RNA of Cheilinus undulatus (humphead wrasse), 1695 nucleotides long. It is a transcript of the gene msx1a, whose product is annotated as muscle segment homeobox 1a. Gene Ontology annotation, biological process: embryonic morphogenesis; regulation of transcription by RNA polymerase II. Lineage: Eukaryota; Metazoa; Chordata; Actinopteri; Labriformes; Labridae. Gene Ontology annotation, cellular component: nucleus. The transcript has 2 exons. The record is from RefSeq and is a predicted model, not a curated record. Gene Ontology annotation, molecular function: DNA-binding transcription factor activity, RNA polymerase II-specific; RNA polymerase II transcription regulatory region sequence-specific DNA binding. Bases 96 to 953 code for a protein of 285 amino acids.